AUGGCCUGGCAUGAACGCCUUAUCGCCGCCUGGCCGCAGUUGCAGAAGCAACACACCGAACGCUUCUUCCGCAUGUUCAUCUACUAUCUGAAUUCCUGCGCUGAUGGUUCACUGGGUCUCGGUGAAAGUUAUAUGGAUGGUUGGUGGGAAUGCGACCGGUUGGAUAUUUUAUUCCACCGCAUUUUACGCGCCGGAUUACAUAAUAAACAUCAUAAUUUCAAGGAUACUCUGCGCAUCGCCGUAAUACGCCUGAUCAAUCUUCAGUCCCGCAAGCAAGCAUCGAUUGUUGGCAAAAACCAUUACGAUUUGGGUAACGACCUGUUUACCCUGAUGCUCGAUCCCUACAUGCAAUACUCCUGCGGUUAUUGGCAUCAUGUCACGACUCUCGAACAGGCUCAGCAGAACAAGUUAGAGAUGAUUUGCCAGAAACUUCAGCUGCAACCUGGCAUGACGCUGUUGGAUAUCGGCUGCGGCUGGGGCGGUCUGGCGCAAUAUGCGGCGAAAAAUUAUGGCAUUAGGGUGCAUGGUGUUACUAUUUCUGCCGAGCAGCAAAAGCUAGCCCAGCAACGUUGCGAAGGGCUGGAUGUCACCAUUUUGCUGCAGGACUAUCGCGAUCUGGAUUUGCAGUGUGAUCGCAUCGUUUCGGUCGGCAUGUUUGAACAUGUGGGGCCUAAAAAUUACCCCACCUAUUUUGACGUGAUUUAUCGUAAUCUGAAGCCUGACGGUCUGUUUUUACUGCAAACCACUGGCGCCAACAAAACCAGUAUGACUCUCGACCCGUGGAUCAACAAAUAUAUUUUCCCCAACGGUUGCGCGCCCUCUGUCCAGCAUAUCGCGGAAGCCAGCGAACCGCAUUUUGUUAUGGAAGACUGGCAUAAUUUUGGUGCGGAUUAUGACCGUACCCUCAUGGCCUGGCAUGAACGCCUUAUCGCCGCCUGGCCGCAGUUGCAGAAGCAACACACCGAACGCUUCUUCCGCAUGUUCAUCUACUAUCUGAAUUCCUGCGCUGGUGCUUUUCGCGCCCGCGACAUUCAGUUGUGGCAGGUGCUGGGAUUUGAACCAAGUCGAAUAAUGAGACAAAUCAAUCCACGUCGUCCUCGACCGGCACGACUCACUCCCCCCGAACGGACUACCGCCGGGGGAGGUGGGACCGUGUGCGCCGCCGCGACUACCACCCAAGCGGCGGCCCCACAGGCCGCAACAGCCACCCGAGCGGCCCUGCCCGCCACGACCACCACGGCUUGGGCAACCAGGGCGCCACCACCGCCCGUGAGAGUCACCCUGGAUGACGGACAUACGGUGGUGGUGCCCUGGCACUGCGCGAACAUCACGCGCAAAUAUCGGGCCACCACCCCAACCGGCGGUUGGCUUCCCGGUUGCUGGGACGGCGCCUCCUGCUAG
This is a messenger RNA of Formica exsecta, 1401 nucleotides long. Its product is annotated as cyclopropane-fatty-acyl-phospholipid synthase-like. The record is from RefSeq and is a predicted model, not a curated record. The transcript has 3 exons. Bases 1 to 1401 code for a protein of 466 amino acids. NCBI's taxonomy places the organism in Eukaryota, Metazoa, Arthropoda, Insecta, Hymenoptera, Formicidae.